UGCGACGAGGUGUUCGAGCAGAGGUUCAGCUUCAAGCCGGAGACUACUUUCCCGUCGCCGCCGGCGUUUAGCAAUUGUCAGAAGAGUUACCUGUCACGGGCGACGCGGAAUUCCAUGUCGUCCAAUUCCAAUUUAGGAGGUCGUUUUUCGAACGCUGAAAUGGAAACCCCGAAAAGUUGCGAUACGUUCGUUGUAAUGGGUGAUAAAACGGGAGACGGAAGUACCAUUUUUGGGAAAAAUUCAGACCGACCAAAUGGAGAGGUUCAAGAACUCGUCUUUGUCGCUGCUUGUGAUCACGCUCCUGGCUCUAAGUUGCAGUGUACGUACAUAGAGAUCGAUCAAGUCGAGCACACGCAUGGCGUCAUGUUGUCGAAACCAGCGUGGAUGUGGGGAGCCGAGAUGGGUGCCAACGAACACGGAGUUUGCAUUGGAAACGAGGCGGUGUGGACGAAGCUCAAUAGUGCCGACGACAAAGUCGAACGACUGCUGGGUAUGGAUCUCUUGAGACUGGGUCUCGAGCGUGGCAAGACUGCCAAAGAAGCGAUGGACGUGAUCACAGAGCUGUUGGAUAAAUACGGGCAAGGAGGACCGUGUUCCGACGUAACCGGCUUGUUUUACUUCAACUCAUUCAUCAUCGCGGAUCACGGGGAAGCGUGGGUUCUCGAGACUGCCGGCAGGUCAUUUUGGGCUGCUGAAAAAGUCACCGAGGGAUAUCGAAACAUUUCGAACGACUUGACGAUCACGACGAAGAUAGACGCUAGUUCUCCGGAGCUUGAGAAGCAGGCUCGUGAGGAAGGGCUUUGGUCCAGCGACGAGCCAUUUAAUUUCAGGAAGGCAUUUGCCUGUGGCUCUGGUGAUAUCGAAUGCGGAGACUCGAGAUACGUUGCUGGCAAGACUUUGUUGAAAGAGCUCACGAGUACUGGAACGUUUGGACUAGGGGACAUGAUGUCUAUCCUGCGGGACGUGGACGCCGGAAUCUGCAUGACAUACUUUGAUGGAUUUGCGUCCACGUCGUCGCAGGUUAGGACCUGCUUUUCGUGUGGGUUCGACGUGCGAGGAAUGAUGCAGAUUCUGAGGCAUUCCGAGUCGGAGAUUUGUCGCUCGAGAGAGCACAAGCAUCCGACCGCGAGUAGUCAGAUAUCAGUGUUGUCUAAGGAUGCUAAGCCGAGUGUUCAUUGGUUCACUGGGACCCCGGAUCCAUCGUUGUCGGUGUACAAGCCGUUUGCGUUUCUGGAAGGAGUCUCUGGAUGUGACGACGUUGUAAGUCCGAAGUACAGCGAUGCUGAAGAUCCCGCGAAAACGACGCCGAGAUUUGCCAAGUCCGUGGAUCGCCGCCACAACUUGUUCCGUGCUCAGGAGCAAGCGGUUUCCAAGGGGGUUUUGCGACCCGGCUCAGAUUUACUCGAGAAGCUCAAAACUUUAGAAGCUGAAUGCGUGGAAGAAGUAGGCAAACUCGUUGCGGAAUUCACACCGGAUAGAUCAAACGACUUGCUUGGCAUAUUCAACGACUGCAUUGAAGCAGAAAUUAAGUUGUACGAAUAGAUCAGCGAUGCCAGGUAACCCCUCCCCCUGAGCAAUGAUGUAAAUUCCUCUCGAAUAUCAGUAAAGCUUACACGCUUAGGAUCUUACUCUUGUUCCGAGAGAUUUUUACAGUUCUAUAGCAGCAUCAUUGUUGCUAAAUUCAGCACAUUAAGCUUCAAAGGAUACCAUUAAGUUUUUGAAAUGAAUUUCCUUGCGGAUUUCUCUUCCAAUUCUGUGUCCGAAAUUCUUAUACUUUUCGGUUGCGUGUUCCCUUGAAUUUAGGACAACAGUUCAGUAUGUAUACUCCUCUCGGUAUUUGAACAAGAAUCCAUUUUUUUUCAUCUAUGGAUAAUUCUCGCGGAUUUACUGAAAAAUCAAUCUCAUAGAGACCCAGUCCAGAACUAGGAAAGACAAAGAAAAAAAUCUCGUAUUUGCAGCGUGUGCAAAUGAUCUUGGGCGGAUUUUUUUUGCUUAAUAGCACGGCUUUUGAUGAUUGUGAUGUACAGCACAGCGUUCAUUCAGUAUCGUGGAUACGCGGAAAGUUCAUGGUGUUGUUGAUGUGUUGUGGGGAAAAAAUCGGGGUUCGGGAUUUCCAGCGUAAAUCUUUCGAGUGGAUCCCCUGAUCACAUGAGUGUCCCAUCAUUUUCUCUCCGUGACGCGUCUUUGCGGUGCGAUUUCGGGAUGAAGCGGCGAUUUCCAAAUUCUUGCUGGAAUGAGUCGUAUUUCGGCCUUCACUGUUUUCUGUUUCUGUGUCAUGUAAAGGAAAGCUUUAAAACCUG
This is a messenger RNA of Notodromas monacha, 2300 nucleotides long. The record is from the annotation of a GenBank genome assembly. Lineage: Eukaryota; Metazoa; Arthropoda; Ostracoda; Podocopida; Cyprididae.